Molecule: messenger RNA, 4182 nt
Organism: Pisolithus orientalis
Lineage: Eukaryota; Fungi; Basidiomycota; Agaricomycetes; Boletales; Pisolithaceae
Exons: 8
Coding region: 1-4182 (1393 amino acids)
Biological process (GO): intracellular signal transduction
Molecular function (GO): guanyl-nucleotide exchange factor activity
Source: RefSeq, a predicted model, not a curated record
AUGGCAAGUUUGCCUUUUGAUGGUGACAGCAGUCCAACAACGCUGCCACAUGUGGUUCAUGCCUUCACUCGGUCCGCUCUGGUUAGGUCUGUCUCCGAGAGCGAGGCUUCUUCUCACUACGAUUCUUCUCCACCACGGUCUUUCGCACGCCCUCCAAAAGUCCCCUUAGUCGAUCCUUCCCAGUUUCCAGACCCUUACCCACAGCGUUUGCCAUACAACCGCACUUCCGACAGAAUAUCCUCAUCUAUCCCCGGUCUUUCGUCUGCAGGCUCAUCAUCCGCCUCUACGCGUUCAUCAGCUUACGCAAGCUCAGGAAGUGCCCUGGCCGCCAGCGAUUACGGCCACGUCCACAUUGUCUCCGGUGACGAGGAGGAAAUUGGCAUCGCCGUCGAAGUUACUUCGGAUGACGUUGCAAGGGCCCUCGCAGUCGAAAGUAACACAUCAUCAUCCGCUGGAAGGACACCCAUAGAUCAGACGCGUUGGUCGGAAUACUCAGCGAGUAUCAGAUCAAGAUCCUCUUCAAUUGGGCACAUUAAUGUUCAGCCUCUCCACGAGAGUAUUGCACCCAAGCUGCGCGAAAAUCCAAGUUUCGACAUGGGCUGGCAGACAGUGGAUGAGAGAGACGAAGCUGGUCUUACUAGCGGUGACGAAACUGAUGAUUUGUGCGAAGAGGAAGUGCCGACCGAUGAGAAGGGCGAGGAGCGUACGUCUGCGAUCGUGGUGGCAGAAGAAGGCCGAGCCCUCAUUGUAAGGGGAGACCGAAGGUCGAUCUCUCAGUUAAACGUCCACGCAGAUACUACCCACCUCCUUAUUGGCUCUUCUAGUACCCCAAACUCGGUGCCCUCUUUUCUCGCAAGCGUUUUACCUAGGAUAUGGCAUACUCUGCUCGCGCUGGACAUUUCAGCCAACUUCCUCGUCGCUCUACCUCCGGCUCUCGCUUCCUGCGAAAAUAUGGAGGAAUUGAACAUCGCUUCAAAUCCGCUGCGCGUCUUACCGGUCUUCCUUUCACACCUAGUAUCUUUGCGAGUGCUCAUCGCGGAUGCGACGGGAAUCAGUACCCUCCCAGACUCGUUAUGUGGGCUUGACAGGCUACACACGCUCAGCAUCCGGCGAAAUAGGAUGCAUUCCCUGCCUAGUUGGCUAUGUCUCUUACCAUCCCUCCAGGAGCUAUAUCUUGACGGCAAUCCGUUCCAAGGUCCGUGGCAAGCCCUGGUGGAACCACUCCUUUCCAAGGUUCCUGCGACCCCUCUUUGUCCCCCUGUUUCUGCAGCCCCUUCGACUUCUACUCCACCUUCGCCUGUCGAAGCGGAGACGGACACCGACGAUUCUGAGGUUGCUGAUGCCAGUGUGGGAACAAACUUUUUACAAUUAAAUGAAGAUGAAACUAUCACGCCCUCUCGAGCACCUCCCCUCGAGCGAUCGGUGACGUCUCCUGGCAUUAUUCCUAUUCCCCCUGUCCCCCCAGUUUCCGACCGAGGCCUCACGCGUACGAGGACCACUCCCAAUAACCGGGCGUACAGUUCCAAAACCCGUCCGCAAAUGGCGAUCGCUGAUAAGGAUUUUGGGUCGGCUAAUGCACCCGUGCGUGGGAAUGACUCGGAUCAUCUCGCCGACCGCGAACUUCGGAAGAUGAAGAGUGCAGGGGAGCUUAGGACAAGUUUUGAGCGGCCUCGCGAGGCUAUACAGCCGCCUCUAUUAGCGACGCCUAUCCGACCCGCUAUCUCCGCGUCGGCGUCUAGUUCCAAUUUGUUGAAUAUGUCCUCGGGGUCUACUGAAACUGACCGAGUCGUGGGGCCAAAACGUUAUGCGAGUCUGGGUGUCUCUGUGCUCACCCCUGUCCGUAGCUCAUCUAGGCCGAUGUUGACACAGAGUCUUUUCGACAAUAAAGCCGAGGGUUCCGAGGCCGUCAGCAGGUUUGGCCAAUCACCAGUGGUCUCACCCCCUACUUCGCCCCCGCGUUCGUCUACCAUUCAAGAUAUCGGCUAUGCAACACCCAGCCCCAUGGAGCGACAUAGCAAUUUGCGUCACGCGCAAACUAGAGACAACAAGGAGAAGGAGCGAAGCAGCCGAUGGGGAUUUUUUAAGAAGAUGUCGAUGGGAAAGAUGAGACCUGAUCCGCCUGUAAAUCUGCGACCAAGCACCACCUAUGCUCGCCUAUCUCGCCCUGAUGGCUCAGGCAGUCCAAAUACAACGUCAAGCUCUUCGCCUCAAAUUGAUGUGCGGUUCUCGACGACGGGUUCAUUGGGUCCAAUGCCAAAUUCGACGCCAAUAGUUGCACUGUCGACACCAACGAAGGAAGAAGUGCCUGCUCCAGUCUCAAACACAACCCCGCCUCCGUCUUCUGCAUCUGGCAGCCUCCUUGCCCCACCUAUGUCCCCUGCUCCGCGGGCCGCCAAACGCAGGAGUUUCUUGCCUAUAGAUGGGAGUACGGUAUCAAGCUUGAUGAUUCCUUCUCCCACUUCGUUUAUUUCCGGGACAACACUUGUUGGUGAAGCAGAGAAAAUUACAGAGCCGAAUACCACACCCUCUCUAGCCGCUACACCUAUUGGUGUGAGCCAGUUUGCCAUACGCCGAGAGGAAGAGAGGGCGAAAGAAGCGUACACGCGGGCUUUACGUUCAGUUAUGGCUUACCUGCGUGACAUGAAUGACUUAUGUCUCUCUCAGGCUAAUCCUCUCAGCGUGUACGGGCAUGUAGGGGACGAGCCGCCACCGGUAAUUCGUUCUCGCAGGCCAACAGUGAUCGAUAGGACGCAAUCUGAGCCGUCUCCUGCCAUCUCACGGGCCGCCUCCAUUUCUGGUCAGCUGCGCUCUCCCGAAAGCAUUGCGGGCCUUCGAAGUGGUACGGCCUCCCAAACGAUGAGCAUUGCGACCACGGAUAGUAGCGGGUCCUGUGAGGAGAGGAAAUACAAGGAUGACAAGGGCAAGCGAGCACUUAUUGUUCGUGAGAUUGUUGAGACGGAGAGGACUUACGCUAAGGGGCUGCAAGAACUGGUUGAUAUCUACAUCAAACCAAGUGCUGCACCGGUUAAUCUUAUUAGUGGCGUGGGCUCUAGGGAGACCGUCAUCCCACAACCAGAGAGGAAAAUUGUCUUCAGCGGAGUUGAAGCACUAUUCUCUUUCCACAAAGAGAGUUUCCUUCCGGCACUCGAGAUGGCUGCAGCACCAUUGAUGAAGAACCCUGCACCUGGCGAAGAACUUGACCCAGAUGGCCAAUUGUCCGUGGAAGUGACAAAAGCGAUGGCAGACACCUUCCUGAAGCAUGCUGCAUUCAUGAAGAUGUACUCAUCAUACAUCAACAAUUUUGACAAUUCCGUUCAGCGCAUAAAAUGCUGGUCGACUGACCGCUCUCAAACGGCAGCAUCCAGUCCGUCUCCAACUGGUGCUGCACACGGUCUUGCUGCGGUCUCCGUCUCUGGAGCUGGCAACAUAGUUGAUCCAUCAGCGACAGGGAGUGUAGCCACCCUCACGUCAGGGCAGAAAAGGCGUAUAAAAACGUUCUUGAAACGGUGCCGUAUGAAUCCACGGCAUUCACAACUGAAUUUGGAAGGAUAUCUGCUUUUACCUGUGCAACGGAUACCCCGUUACCGCCUGCUUCUUGAGGAACUGCUUCGAAGUACCCCCCCUACCUGCUUCACCGACGAUGCACUUGAUAGGGCUCUCUCCGAGAUAUCGUCAUUGGCAACUAAUAUGAAUGAGGGAAAGCGUCAAUCGGAGUGGCGGCGAAAACUGGUGCAAUGGCAAGCUAGGAUCCGUGGCAAGUUCCCCAGCCCGCUUGUGCAACCCCACAGGCGGCUCAUUAUGGACGGCCCACUCAUGCUGACUCGGGUCGUCCGCAAAACUGUUGUCUCCUUUGAAAUUUUCAAUGCUCAAGGAGACGCUUCUGCCGUGCAAGUAGAGUGUCUGGCACCCGAGUUGACACCUCGACCCUUAAUUGGUAUUCUAUGCAACGACCUUCUCGUACUCUGCCGCGACCCAAGCGACGGGAAGGAUCCCAUGUCGCCCGUUGACCUCUGGGCAGUCUUGCGCAUGCAAACGCUUCCCCAACCGGCUAGUAUCGUCCAUGGAAAUGCGUUGCGUAUUGUCGAUAAUAAAGCCAUAUUAUACUUCGAUGCACCUUCGCCUUCUGACGCCUUGAAAUGGUUUAGAGCUAUUAACCUUCAUAUCCCCGCAUCCAAAGCAUAG